Molecule: messenger RNA, 1967 nt
Organism: Cladocopium goreaui
Lineage: Eukaryota; Dinophyceae; Suessiales; Symbiodiniaceae
Source: the annotation of a GenBank genome assembly
GCAGCAUCAAACCCUUCUUCCCUUGCCUUGGCGGCCCAGUGCCAACAGUGGAGACCUGCAUGUGCAUGGUGCCAGCUGAUCAGCAGGACAGCGUAAAGCAGGCCAUUGAGAAGUACAAGAGUUUGUGAGAGAAUGUAGGAAGAAAGCUUACAGCUACUGGCUGUGGUUUGCUGCAGCCCAUAGCUUGCAAGCGCCCUUUUUGGCUUUACAGCGAACGCUGUAGUAGCUAGGUUGCUGAGGACCGUCUUCUGGUCAUAGCCAAGUCAUGGGUUGUCUCAACCCUUGACUCUCGACCGCAUCGAAAGAAAGUCUAAAAAAACAUUGACCGCGGUGUUGUCGUCAGACCCUCUGGGGCCUUGUGGUCCGGGUCCAGUAGUGCAAUCGGGUGUGUAAACCUUUUGAAACCGAGCUUGUUGUUGGUGCUGUUGCAAAACCAUGUGAUUAAUGUCUGGCAGAUUGAAUUUUUCUAGUUGACAGAACCGACCAAUGAUCGAAAGGAUAGUGUUCAGAGAAGAGUUUGCAUUUUACAUUGACCAUUUCCAUCUAUUUCCAGCAUUUGCUUUGCAGAGUUUGAAGAGUGUGUGAUACUGUUCGACCGGUACAGAAGUUACGCCUAACUGCGUAACAUCUGACAGAGAAUUGACUGAAGAAUGGCUUUCUUGCAAAAUCCCAGGUUCAUAGUUCAUAGUAUGAUAGAAGAUAUAGAAGGUUGAGAUAUAUUUAUAUUGUCUUAUUUCUUUGCUUGCCAGCUCCGGGCUCCUUUGGUUGCAGCAUUUUUGCAGCUUCAACAUUCUCGGACUUUGCUCACUCCUGCACUUUCAGAGAUGGCUGGAAUGAUGGGAGCCAUGGGAGGUAUGGGUGACGGCAUGAAGGAGGCAGCCAAAAAGGCAGUGGAGGAUGAGAUUGCGGCAAAGGCACCUGGCAGCAUCAAACCCUUCUUCCCUUGCCUUGGCGGCCCAGUGCCAACAGUGGAGACCUGCAUGUGCAUGGUGCCAGCUGAUCAGCAGGACAGCGUAAAGCAGGCCAUUGAGAAGUACAAGAGUAUGGGUGACGGCAUGAAGGAGGCAGCCAAAAAGGCAGUGGAGGAUGAGAUUGCGGCAAAGGCACCUGGCAGCAUCAAACCCUUCUUCCCUUGCCUUGGCGGCCCAGUGCCAACAGUGGAGACCUGCAUGUGCAUGGUGCCAGCUGAUCAGCAGGACAGCGUAAAGCAGGCCAUUGAGAAGUACAAGAGUUUGUGGUGUCCAGAGUUGGAUAGCUGGAUCUCGGACAACUAUGACAGGUCUGAUGAUGAGGAUGACCAGCCAGAUGUUGAAUUCACUCUUUCAGGUUACGAAAGCAGUGACUACAAGACAUUGGUGAUUUGUGGACCUGGACCGGCAAGCGCCUUUGCCCUCCAGGUCUUCGCUUUACGACCACUGUCAUGGUGCCUCAAACCCCAGGACUCGGCGCGAGCUUUUCCACCUCUGCCAAAGUCGCCGAAAUUCUUUGAGGUUUCAGAUGCUAACGGAGUGGUGGUCGUUUUGCUGGAGGCGCCGGUUGCAGCGGAGUAUGCUGUGGCAUGGGCAGAGAAAUUACUACUUGCCUUGGAGGGAGCGCAGGUCCUCGUCCUCGACCGAAUUUUGAGAUCCGAGUGGUGCAGUCCCUGUCCACGACCAGAAGAACCUCAUCUCGCAGGGCUCUGGACGUCCUGCAGUGGAAGAGCCGAAAUUCCAGCUUUGCCUGCUCCCAACAUCGUACAGGGGCUUGCAGCUGCUGUGAUCGCAUCCUGCGAAGCCAGAUCAGCCAAGUGCACUGUUGCCUUGACGCUGCAGGAUGGUGCUCAUCUCUCAGAGGGCUGCCUCCAGGGCUUUGAGGUCUUGGUGCCUCUGCUUCAGGAGCUUCAGGUCAUCCAGUCUUGGCAGAGACCGAACUACCGAGAAGCGGUGCAGAAGGUGGUUCCGCCUGCUGCGAUGUCGAUCUAUGCCUGA